AGAGGGCCGGGGGGUGUAAGAAAUCUGUCAUCAAUCCAAACCGCCGGAGAGGCGUCUUGAUAAACGCCGUUCUCUUCUCUCUGUCUUCUUCAUUUUUCUUCCCAUUUUCCAAUUCAAUUUGCUACGUUUUUUCCCUUUUGUCUUGAAUUAAGAAUAUCUGAGGCGAAAAAGAAAAAAGAAGAAGAAUGAGAGAGUGCAUUUCAGUUCACAUUGGUCAGGCCGGAAUUCAGGUCGGAAAUGCUUGCUGGGAACUUUAUUGCCUCGAGCACGGCAUUCAGGCUGAUGGCCAGAUGCCAAGUGACAGAACAGUGGGAACAGCUGAUGAUGCAUUCAACACAUUCUUCAGCGAAACUGGAGCUGGGAAGCAUGUCCCUCGUGCGGUUUUCGUAGAUCUUGAGCCUACUGUUAUUGACGAAGUCAGGACUGGAACUUAUCGCCAGCUCUUCCACCCUGAGCAACUCAUCAAUGGCAAGGAAGAUGCUGCCAACAACUUUGCCCGUGGCCACUACACCAUUGGCAAAGAGAUUGUUGAUCUUUGCUUGGAUCGCAUCAGGAAGCUGGCCGACAACUGCACUGGUCUUCAAGGGUUUUUGGUUUUCAAUGCUGUUGGUGGUGGCACUGGUUCUGGUCUUGGAUCACUUCUGCUGGAGCGGUUGUCUGUUGACUAUGGCAAGAAGUCAAAGCUUGGUUUCACCAUCUAUCCUUCUCCCCGGGUCUCAACUUCUGUUGUAGAGCCCUACAACAGUGUGCUGUCGACCCAUUCCCUUCUUGAGCACACUGAUGUUACAGUACUUCUUGACAAUGAGGCCAUCUAUGACAUUUGCAGGCGCUCGCUUGACAUAGAACGCCCGAAAUACACCAAUCUCAACCGCCUAAUUUCCCAGGUUAUCUCCUCACUCACUGCAUCCUUGAGGUUUGAUGGAGCCUUGAACGUUGAUGUGACUGAAUUCCAGACCAACCUUGUGCCCUACCCGAGGAUACAUUUUAUGCUUUCCUCAUUUGCUCCUGUUAUUUCAGCGGAGAAGGCCUACCAUGAGCAACUUACAGUUGCGGAGAUAACCAACAGUGCUUUUGAGCCAUCUUCCAUGAUGGCCAAGUGUGAUCCCCGCCAUGGGAAGUACAUGGCUUGCUGCCUGAUGUUCCGUGGUGAUGUUGUGCCAAAAGAUGUUAAUGCUGCUGUGGCAACAAUCAAGACCAAGAGGACCAUCCAGUUUGUUGACUGGUGCCCCACCGGAUUCAAGUGUGGUAUCAACUAUCAGCCACCAACUGUUGUACCUUGUGGUGACCUUGCCCCGGUGCAAAGGGCUGUGUGCAUGAUCUCUAACUCAACCAGCGUUGCCGAAGUGUUCAGCAGGAUUGACCAUAAGUUUGAUCUUAUGUAUAUUAAGCGUGCAUUUGUGCACUGGUUUGUUGGUGAGGGCAUGGAAGAAGGUGAAUUCAGUGAAGCUCGUGAGGAUCUUGCAGCCUUGGAGAAGGAUUAUGAGGAGGUUGGUGCAGAGUCUCCCGAGGGAGAUGAAGGAGAUGGAGAGGACUAUUAAAGUGUUGCUCUAAGUUCUACUCCCCCACUUGGAGCGUGUACUACUACUGUUUGGUCUUUUAAAGUAAACCUUCAAUUUCUGUGUGCUACCACUUCUACUUGGUCCUUACAUAUGUAUCAAACAUAUCUCCAUAUCUCUGUGGUUGUUGCUUCGUAGUACUGAAUUUUCUGGAAGUAUAUAAUGAUGAAUAAAAGAUUCUUCGGUAAGUGCUACUUGCCUACA
This is a messenger RNA of Coffea eugenioides, 1760 nucleotides long. RefSeq names its product tubulin alpha-4 chain-like. Gene Ontology annotation, molecular function: GTP binding; structural constituent of cytoskeleton. Gene Ontology annotation, biological process: microtubule cytoskeleton organization; mitotic cell cycle. The record is from RefSeq and is a predicted model, not a curated record. The transcript is spliced from 3 exons. The coding region runs from base 186 to 1538 and encodes 450 amino acids. Gene Ontology annotation, cellular component: microtubule; cytoplasm. Lineage: Eukaryota; Viridiplantae; Streptophyta; Magnoliopsida; Gentianales; Rubiaceae.